Molecule: messenger RNA, 1565 nt
Organism: Emiliania huxleyi CCMP1516
Lineage: Eukaryota; Haptophyta; Isochrysidales; Noelaerhabdaceae
Exons: 4
Coding region: 95-1318 (407 amino acids)
Source: RefSeq, a predicted model, not a curated record
CUUGCUAUUCCGCCUCCUCCGCGCUCCCUGCUCGCCGCCUGCGCCAGCUGCGCCGCGCCUUUGCCGCCAGUCGCUCCCCGCUGCCCACUCCAUCAUGACCGAUCCCGAGUGCGCUGUCGCCGGCGUGCAGCUCGUCGACGACCAGACCUCGCACACGCUCCUCCUCUUCCUCUCCUUCCUGCUGCUCUCCUUUGUGGGCGGCGCCAUCGCGAUCGCCGGCGCCAUGCCGCCCGACCCGUCCGUCCACUGGCCUGGCCACUCGUGGAUCCACUUUAUGAAGCGGCUGCACGUCAUCUUCUCGAUCGGCUGCUUCCUGAUGAACCUCUGUGCCUGCUUCUUCUCCAUCUUCGCCCUCCACCGCACGCUCGCCGGCGGGUUUGACAUGCGCGGCCGGUCGGCCGCCGAGGUGCUGCUGCGGGAGCUCGAGUACGAGUACGUGGCGGUGUCGGUGUACUACUUUGCCGGGAUGAUGCUGCUCAUGGGCCCGGUCGGCAUACGCUGCUUCUGCAUGGUGCAGCAGGGCCUCCGCUCCGACACGCUUGCCGCCGCGGUGAUGUGCCUGAUCGUCGGCGUCGUGCUGCUGAUCCUCUCCUUCUUCAACGCGCACCUGGUCCACACGCCUUUCGCCUCGUUCGCGCACCUCUGCCUCCGCUUCAUCGAGCUCUCGCUCGCCCGCUGCUUCGGCGGCGGCAAACCCGCCGUCACCUUGCUGCUCGCCUGGACCUGCCAGUGCGUCUCCGUCGUCCUCGCUGUCUGCUCGCUGAUCGAGACGGUGCCCUGGCUCUACUACCGCGAGCUGUACGCCGAAGAGUCGGCGCACGCAGACUCGGACGCCGCGGCAGCAGCCGCGGCCCUCCCCUCCUCGGCGGAACAGAUGCAGCGGCAGCAGCUGCAGCCGUCGCAGCCGGGCGCGGCGGCGGCGCGGCCCGCGGGCGUGUGUGGCAGCGGCAGCAGCUCGGGUCGCGUCUCGUGGGAAGGCGGCGCCGUCGGCGGCCUGUCGCAGCUGCGCAACGUGCGCGGCUCAAUGGGCGAGGUGCUGCAGUCCAUCUCCGAGCCGGACACGCCCGGCCGCGAGGAGGAGGACGGGCGGCACGGCUCACCGCCAAUGCACUGCUCCCCGCCCGCAGCUGCGGAGCGACACGCCGCAGCCCCCGCCGCUUGGGCGCCGGCGCUCGCCGCGGCCGCCGCCCUCGACAACCCGCGCUGCCUCACUUCGCCAAAGCUCGCCAGCGGCGUACGCGCCAGCGCCGGCCUGAACCGGCGUCAAAAUUCGGUGGCGUCGUCGCUGGCAAGCAUCGACAGCUUGGUCGUCGACUAGAGCCUCUUGCGCGCGGCGACCGCGCCCUCGCGGCCACGCUGAGGCUACCGGCCCAGCCAUGGCCCUCCCGCCAUCUAUCACUACGCUCCGACGCCAGCGGGCCGGCUGGUGGCCCCGCCGGCUGUCGACGCGCGCGGUGUCUCUAGUCUGUUUUGGCUGUGGGCUCGCGCCCCGGGUCUCUGCGCCGUCGCGGGCGGGGCUCCACCAUGUUGCUAAUACAUGAUUAUGUGGUGUGCGUCAUCCGCCC